AUGUCUGAAUACUCUAACUUCUCAUCUACCCACGAGGCGCUUAAAACUAUUUUUUCGAAAGCUUCCGACAAAGAAAUUGCGAACACGGUUUGCCCGCUUAUCUGGCUAUUAUGGAUGCUUUUGCAACAAACGAUCUUCGAAGUAGGUGCAGAGAUGAAAACUCGCGUGGCAUUUUUCACUUCACAAGCGUCACCGAACUCUAUACC
Molecule: messenger RNA, 206 nt
Organism: Ambispora gerdemannii
Lineage: Eukaryota; Fungi; Glomeromycota; Glomeromycetes; Archaeosporales; Ambisporaceae
Source: the annotation of a GenBank genome assembly